Molecule: messenger RNA, 893 nt
Organism: Sapajus apella (tufted capuchin)
Lineage: Eukaryota; Metazoa; Chordata; Mammalia; Primates; Cebidae
Product: phospholipid phosphatase 2-like
Exons: 3
Coding region: 67-717 (216 amino acids)
Biological process (GO): phospholipid metabolic process; phospholipid dephosphorylation; signal transduction
Molecular function (GO): phosphatidate phosphatase activity
Source: RefSeq, a predicted model, not a curated record
GCUCCGCGGCCACGUGACUCGCGGCCGGGCGGGGACGCGAAGGGAGCAGCGUCGGGGGCCGCGGGCAUGCAGCAGAGGUGGGUCUUCGUGCUGCUCGACGUGCUGUGCUUGCUGGUCGCCUCCCUGCCCUUCGCUGUCCUGUUGCUGGUGAACGCCCCAUAUAAGCGGGGAUUUUACUGCGGGGAUGACUCCGUCCGGUACCCCUACCGUCCAGACACCAUCACCCAUGGGCUCAUGGCCAGGGUCACCAUCACGGCCACCAUCAUCCUUGUCUCGGCGGGAGAAGCCUACCUGGUGCACGCCGACCGACUCUAUUCCCGCUCCAACUUCAACAACUACGUGGCUGCGGUGUGCAAGGUGCUGGGGACCUUCCUGUUCGGGGCAGCCGUGAGCCAGUUUCUGACGGACCUGGCCAAGUACACGUUCGGCUGCUUGCGCCCCAACUUCCUGGCCAUCUGUGACCCCGAGUGGGGCCGGGUCAACUGCUCGGUCUAUGUGCAGCUGGAGAGCGUAUGCAGGGGAAGCGCUGCUGACGUCACCAGGGCCAGGUGGGUGUGGACGAGCCUUCCCUCUGGGGGGCAGUGGGAGCUGAAGAAGCCCCAGAAGCCAGAUGGUGAGGAGCCAGCAGGCAGGUGGUCAGGCAGGAGCAGGGCCCCAGGGCUCCCGGUGGCCCGCAGACAGCAGGAGGCCGGGGGGAGCGUGCUCUGUCUGCCCUGAGUCUCAGCCCUGCCCCCUUCUGCGCUGUCUUCUUACCAUCUCUACUGAUAGGUCCUUAAACGUUUCAACUCAUCGUUGUCCUUUUUAAAAAAUCAAUAUUGACUGACAAGCCUAGGGUAAGGUCAGACCAAAAAAAAUAAAUAAAUAAAAAUAAAAUUUGUAUAAGAUAAAAGUCA